This is a messenger RNA of Saccoglossus kowalevskii, 1350 nucleotides long. RefSeq lists its product as uncharacterized. The record is from RefSeq and is a predicted model, not a curated record. NCBI's taxonomy places the organism in Eukaryota, Metazoa, Hemichordata, Enteropneusta, Harrimaniidae. Gene Ontology annotation, cellular component: nucleus. Gene Ontology annotation, molecular function: double-stranded DNA 3'-5' DNA exonuclease activity; DNA binding; phosphoric diester hydrolase activity. Gene Ontology annotation, biological process: base-excision repair.
GUUAUCAAACACGUUUGGACGCGUUCUGUAUCUUUCAGCUGAUUCAUCAAAAGUUACCGUGAAUGCAAUUAAAUCGCGGCAUACAAACACUGCAGACACUUAGAUUACUGAAUCACCUCUACCGAGAAGCAAUCCACCGACUCGUUGCCGCUAUCAACAUGCCACCAAAGCGAAAGAGUAAUGAUAGUGAUGCAAUGAAGACAAAAAAGACAAAAGUAGAUAACAAGGAAGCCAAAGGUGCAGGAAGCGAAAAACCAACAUUAGAUUCACUAGAUUUCAGUUUGAAUGCUAAAACAACAGAUGGAAAGGAAUGGAAUAUAAAAUUGGUUUCAUGGAAUGUCAAUGGAGUCAGAGCUUGGUGUAAGAAUGAGGGACAUAAAUAUGUUAGCAAGGAAGAUCCAGACAUCUUUACGAUCCAGGAAACAAAAUGCCAAGAAGGAGAAGUUCCAGAUGAUGUCAAAUUUGAUGGUUACCAUAGUUACUGGUCGUAUGCUGAGGAGAAAGGUUAUGCUGGCACUGGGCUCUACAGCAAAGUGGAACCUAUUAGUGUUACCUAUGGUAUAGGAAUUAAUAAACAUGACAAAGAAGGACGGUGUAUUACGGCAGAAUAUGAGAAGUUUUACUUCAUAUCUACAUAUAUUCCAAAUGCUGGGAAAGGUCUAAAAAGGUUGAGUUACAGACAGGAAUGGGACAAAGAUUUUAGAGAGUACAUGAAAAAAUUGGAUGAAAAGAAGCCAAUAAUUUGGUGUGGGGAUCUCAAUGUCGCUCAUCAAGAAAUAGAUUUAACAAAUCCCAAGACAAAUAAGAAAACUGCUGGAUUUAGUAAAGAAGAACGUGAGGGUUUCACAAAGCAUUUAGAAAUCGGUUUGGUGGACAGUUACAGACAUCUGAAUCCGGAGAAAACUGGUGAAUGGUCAUUCUGGACAUACAUGAUGAAUGCUAGAGGCAAGAAUAUUGGAUGGCGUUUGGAUUAUUUCGUACUUUCAAAGAGACUACUUCCUUGUCUAUGUGACAGUAUUAUAAGAAGUCAAGUGUACGGAAGUGACCACGCACCCAUUGUACUCUUUAUGGCAUUCUAAACUUGUAUACAGGGUUUGGUCUUCCCUUAAGACUGCUACAGGGAUGACGACAUGUUUUCAUUGGAAAGCAGAAUUCAACUAAAGAUAUCUUUGAUGAGUUGUUUGUUAAUUUGUAUACAAACUACCAAGCUAAGUGACAAUUGAGUGUUGCGGUUUAAAACUAUAUAGAAUACAGCUUUUAUACAUUCAAUUUUCAUCUAUUAUUUUGAACAGAUUUUUUUUUCUCAUUGUUUGCAAAAAAAAAAAAAAAAUCAAAAAAUCACCUGUAUUU